Fusarium mangiferae is the source of this 3837-nucleotide messenger RNA. RefSeq lists its product as uncharacterized. The transcript is spliced from 4 exons. Gene Ontology annotation, molecular function: protein binding. The coding region runs from base 1 to 3837 and encodes 1278 amino acids. The record is from RefSeq and is a predicted model, not a curated record. Lineage: Eukaryota; Fungi; Ascomycota; Sordariomycetes; Hypocreales; Nectriaceae.
AUGCCUACCACGAGGCCCCAAAUAAACAAUGAACAAUGGCUGCAACAAAAGGAAUUCAUUAGAUACGAGUACCUUGUGAGAAAUACAUCUCUCGCAAGCCUUCUUGCUCUAUUGGCAGGCCGAGGUCUUGCUACAACAAAAGCACAACUAGAAUACCGGCUGAAGCUAUGGCGAUUUUCGAAGAACCUUGACCAAGAAGUUUGGAGAUCUGUUGCAAGAAAGAUCAAGAGGCGAAGUGACGUUGGGAAGAAGAGUGAAGUCAUACACAAUGGCAACCGAAUCAAACAUUCCAAAGUAAUUAAGGAAACGGCACGCCAUUGUAUGAGCUUAUAUCAAGAACUCGCUCUUCGACCACGAUCUCCGAGCCCAAUAAACCCAAGCCUCGUCGUUUGCAGUCCAUUGCCUAUCGAGCAAGACACUGUUUGGCCGCCGAGCAUUCCAUGGCUCAUGCUUCGAGAUCUUCUUUGCGAUAACGCAACCAGUUUUGUGAGCCCUAGUGCCGUCAGGGUCUAUCGAAGUGCAGAUUCCCAUGUACUUCUGUCGUCCAUAGUACAGGCUUUGAGCCAGUCUCGGACAAACAGGCUAUAUUGUUCCUUCCAAGAACUAGCAGUCAGUAUAGGUGCUUCAAUGCCACAAUGGUACCUUGGAGAAUCUACGCAUACUGCCAGUAUUCUUCUAGGCAAUGAAGUAAGCGAAAUCUUGCCUGCAUACAUCAAGUUUAUGAUGUAUGCAUUGUCAAACGGAACGAGAUCUUUUGACAGGGCGCAGUGGGACAUAUUCAGUUCUAUUCUGAGAGAGAAUAUGCCAGACCUUCAGCCAAAACUACGACAACUUCAGAGCCACAGCAUUACUAUUAGAGCAUUCUUGGAGAAAGUCUUCCAAAUGGAGAUUUACUGGGCAACUCAUAUUGAUGACCCCGCUAAUCGCCAUAAGGACUAUCUCCCCCAUAGGUCUUUGGAUAUAAUUCAGAUGCUGUUAGAGUCAGGUCUAGAUCCAAAUCACUGUGUCGCAGAACAUAAUGUCAGGUUGCUUACACCGAUUGGGCGGGCUCUCAACAUCGGCCAUAUUGACCUGACUGAAUUACUUCUCUCCUUCAACGUCCGCAUUGACCAUACACAGACAAGUUUCGACGGACAAAAUGCUAUCUACACGAUUUUGCGCGGACGUCUUUCCAAUGCUCUUCAGUUACGGCUCCUCAAUCUGUUAAAGGAGUACAAAGCUAUCAGUCUAGAAGAAAUCCUUUGCGGAGCGCUCAGACUUGACGACAUGGAGCUCAUCGAAGGGAUUUUGCAAGAAAAUAUUGAUGUCACCAAGGGCCACCUCGAAUGGAGGAUCUGUGAAGCAAAUGAACUCGUUGAUAAAAGCAACAUUUUGUUCUAUGAAUCCCCUCUUACCACAUCCCUAGGGCGGAACUGUCAUUGGACUACAAAAUUACUGAAUCACCAUUCAGUACAGAAAGCUCCGUCAAAAGUCCUCACGGGAGAAAUUUUCAUUGCAGCCGCUAUCAGAGGAGAUUGUCAAAUUAUCAGUCAACUCCAAGACCUUUCUCCCUCUGGCCUUACUUGCAAGUGGAAUGGCAUUACGUGCUUAGGGGCUGCAGUGGCGUAUAAUAACGUACCAGUAGCUCAGUUGCUCCUCGAGCGCAAUGAUUGCACAUCGCCUGAUCUAUUACUGAUAGCAGCCCAUUAUGGCUAUGAGGAUAUGGUAAGACUACUCCUCCAGCACGGUCUUUCACCUGAUGAGAUGGUCAGCCAAGAUGAUGUGCAGUGGUUAAAGUAUUUCGCUGAUGGACCGCCUAUGCCGAAGAACGGUGGCUCAAUCCUUGAUACUAUUCUUCAAGUCCGUUCAAAGCGCUGGAAUGCGUCGAAAGCAAAUUGCUUGUUGAUUUUGAUCGAGGGAGGAGCCCGGCUUCUGGGUGGUGAAAUAGCCAGGCUGGCAGAAAUUGGCUUUCGAGAGCCAUUACAAGCUGCACUUGACAGAGGGAUGAGCCCGAACGACGAAGACGAGUGUGGCCGAACCGCAAUUCAAUGCGCUUUAUACCCCUAUAGGUAUCUUCAAAUCGGCGGUUCAAGGCAUUUUAACACAGGCUGCGAGGUCAACCAACGAUACAGAAUCAUCAAGUUACUUCUAGAAGCUGGGGCUAAGCAAGUCGGCGAAGUUGUCGAUGCCAUUCGAGAAAGCGAUUAUAAUGUCACAAAGCUUCUUCUCGAGAAUGGCGGUACCUUGAAAGAUAUCAACGAAAGGGGAGUCUCAUGCCUCGAGGCUCUAAUCAUGAGCUCUAAUAAUAUUAGAUUUAUUGGUGGUGGCAACCAUUGCUUUCACGACAACUACCCAUUUUGCGACAGAGAAACGCCGAGAAAGGAUCACAAUAUUCGAUUUGGAGUCCAAGAUGGUGGUGCUAUAGCUUGUACAAGUUGCGCAGCAAGCUGGUUUGAUAGUGGCCCGGACGAACGAGAUUUUCUCCAGGCACUACUUGAAAAACAAGACGACCCUAUUGAUGCCGGACCAAUCUGCGCAGCGAUACAAGUCAAAGACUGGGACCUACUUGAUCGCCUUCUUUUACGUCUUCACAAGGAAACAAAUUGCCACUUGCUAGAAGGCACAGCUAUUGGACUAGCUGCUAGGGCUGGACAAGUGGAAGUCUUGGAGAAGCUUUUGAGUCGAUUUCAUCAUCCAUCCGCAAUCCAGUCCGGUUUCAUCCCAUUCCACAUCAGCCACGGUCAAUUGGUACUACGUCCAAGCGAUGACAAAUUACUAACGUUUAAUGAUCACCCAUGGGUUUAUGACACGAAUGACUUCUGGCGUAAGGACCAAGUCUUCGGAUUACGAGGAGUAGCUAGUCCCUUGGCACUGGCAGCUUUAGGAGUAGAUUCUUCAGGUUUUGAAGCGCUUCUGGCACAUGGCUGCUGUGCGGACAAGACUACCUUUACCGUCAUAGUGCAAAAGGAAUCGGCUUCUGUGUAUCUCGAUCUCAUGAGAAAGCACAGUCAACAGCUUGAUACCCGGUUCCCCUCUCAGUCGACCUUAAGCUCAAUAUUACUUGGCCCGAUCAAAAAUGGCAACGUUGAGUUACUCAAAAGAUUAGUGGACGCAGGCUCUGAUGUCAACGAUCAUAAUGUCACAAUAGAUUCAAACCGAUCUCCACUACAACUUUCUGCUCAACUCGGGGACCUAGGUAUGGUGCACUACCUGAUAGAAAAGCAGGCUGAUGUUAAUUCUCCGCCAUCAUUCUCAAGGGGCGGUACUGCACUGCAGUUUGCAGCAAUAGGUGGAUAUAUGGGAAUAGCGAACUUACUAAUAGACCAUGGCGCCCGCAUUAAUGCCAAGGGAUCACGAAAAGAUGGUAGAACUGCUCUGGAAGGGGCAGCAGAACACGGAAGGCUUGAUAUGCUAGAGCUGCUACUUCAGAGGGGUGCUGCCUGGUCAAAUUAUGGACGUCAACAAUUUAUCUCCGCAGUGCGGCUGGCUUCAAAGAAUGCGCAUUAUGCUAUAGUUGAUUGGUUAAAGAAUCGUUAUGGUUGGACAGAAGAGGAUGAGGACUUUCUGGAAAAUGGCAUGGAUUAUUGGCGAGGUUGGGACAUUCGCUGUAAGAAUUGCCGAUAUUUCUGUUGCGACGAGAUACAUGGCAUUGAGGAUGACUGCAUACAUUAUUACCCUGCCGAUAUAGAGGAGGAAUGGGCUGCUGAGUGCUAUUAUUGCAAGUUGGAGGAUAUGGAAGAUGAUGAAUCCCAGUCCGGAGGUGAGGAGGUUUUAUAUCAAGGACCAGGACAAGAGCUGGACGAUUAUGAUAUUUUCUUUGAGCCGUGGGUAAGCGAUUAUAGUCUCUUAUUUGAUUAG